This is a messenger RNA of Hippoglossus stenolepis (Pacific halibut), 7935 nucleotides long. RefSeq names its product CLIP-associating protein 1-B. The transcript has 41 exons. Gene Ontology annotation, molecular function: microtubule binding; kinetochore binding. The coding region runs from base 482 to 5224 and encodes 1580 amino acids. Gene Ontology annotation, biological process: mitotic spindle assembly. Gene Ontology annotation, cellular component: microtubule organizing center; cytoplasmic microtubule; spindle microtubule. Lineage: Eukaryota; Metazoa; Chordata; Actinopteri; Pleuronectiformes; Pleuronectidae. The record is from RefSeq and is a predicted model, not a curated record.
GUACGGCAGCUGACAUGUGACAAACACAGUGACUGACGGUGUGUUGACGGUCUGUGCUUGUGUCUGUUGACCGUUAAUGUCUGUGAACCACCGGCGGAGCGUCCCUCCUGUCUGACCCGGAGCUCCGGCACUGACUCCCGGGCACGCAGCGGUGAACCCGCGGGGCUGAGGUGGGAAGCGGAGCCGACACAUUGGACUUUUUCUCCGGGAGCGACCGAGUCCAUCCGGUGGGUGAACGUGGAACCGGCCACCGGAUUAGAACCGAUUCAUUGACCCGCCCCGAGGCAGCCGAAGUGGGGCCACAGCCUCCGGACCCGCCGCCGACUUAGCUCCGUUGCUAACAGCUGCACUGGAGUUUAAGGAGCAGCUUCAUGGAGCCCGGCCCGCCGCCGCCGGCCGCCUCUGAGGCAGCAUAACCGGUGAGAGCUCGGCCCUGACAGCUGCAGGAGCUCCGGGACAGGGCGGGGAGGGAGCCGCGGACAUGGAGGAGGACCAGGAGGUGCCCGCCGUCAGCAUGGACUAUCUGCUGGAGCAGGCGAUGCACAAGGACCUGGGCAGGAGGCUCCAGGUGGGGCCGGACCUCCUGGAGAUCAUCCUGGACCAGGAGAGGUGUCCCGAGCUGGAGCAGGACCAGAGCUCCCUGGACAGGAUGGUGGACUCCGUGGCCAGCUCCUGGGUCAACUCCAGCAACUUCAAGGUGGUUUUGUUGGGGAUGGACAUCCUGUCGGCUCUCGUCACUCGACUGCAGGAGAGAUUCAGGACUCAGGUUGGAACUGUUCUUCCGAGUCUCAUCGACCGACUCGGAGACUCCAAGGACCAAGUUCGAGACCAGGACCAAGCGCUGCUGCUGAAGAUCAUGGACCAGGCCGCCAACCCCCAGUACGUGUGGGAGCGGAUGAUGGGCGGCUUCAAACACAAGAACAACAGGACCAGAGAAGGACUUUGUCUGUGUCUCAUCUCAACACUAAGCGUGUAUGGAUCUCAGAGUCUGACGCUGAGUAAGAUAGUUCCUCACAUCUGUAACCUCCUCGGAGAUCCAACGGGCCAGGUGCGUGACGGCGCCAUGAGCUGCCUCAUCGAGAUCUACCGCCACGUUGGGGAGCGAGUGAGAAUGGACCUGGGAAAGAAAGGUCUGCCUCAGUCAAGGCUCAACGUCAUCUUCAGCAAGUUUGACGAAGUCCAGAGGUCGGGGGACAUGGUCCUGUCGCCUGUGUCGGACAAAAACUUUGAGGAAGAUGACUCGGUGGACGCCGGCCGCUCCUCGUCCUCGUCCAAAGGAGCGUCGCAGUCUGGGAAGAAGACGGUGAGCAUGGGGUCAUUCCGACGCCCGCCAUCCGCCUCCAGCGCCAAGUCUGCAGGGAGGGACGCCUCUGCAGCCGGAGCCGUGGACGAGGACUACAUCAUCCAGGCCUUCGAAGAUGUUCCCACGGUGCAGAUCUACUCCAACAGGGAGGUGGACGAGGCCAUGACGAAGAUUCGAGACGUGCUGUCAGACGACAAGAAGGACUGGGAGCUCAGAGUGGCGGCGCUGAAGAAGGUGCGCUCGCUGCUCCUCGCCGGCGCUCCAGAGUUUGACGGGUUCCUGCAGCAGCUGCGUCUCACGGAGGCGGCGUUCAAGCUGUCCGCCAAGGACCUCCGCUCCCAGGUGGUGAGAGAGGCCUGCAUCACACUGGGUCACCUGUCGCUGGUGCUCGGCAGCCGAUUCGACCACGCUGCAGAGGCCGUGAUGCCCAUUCUCCUCAACCUGGUCCCCAACAGUGCCAAGAUCAUGGCCACCUCCGGCAUAGCCGCCGUCCGCCUCAUCCUCAGACACACUCAUUACCCACGACUCAUCCCCAUCAUCACCAGCAACUGUCUCUCCAAAUCUGUGGCGAUCCGAAGACGCUGCUUCGAGUUCCUGGACCUGCUGCUGCAGGAGUGGCACACGAGCUCCUUGGAGAGACAUGGAACCGUUCUGAUGGAGACGUUAAAGAAAGGGAUCCACGAUGCCGACGCCGAGGCUCGCUCUGGGGCUAGAAAGUGUUACUGGUCGUUCCACGGUCACUUCAGCCGGGAGGCGGAGCAGCUCUUCCAGGGCCUGGAGUCGUCCUAUCAGAAAGCUCUGCAGGCUCACCUGAGGAGCGGAGACAGCCCCAUGUCGCAGCCCGCCUCCGACCGCUCCUCCUCCUCCUCUCAGGAGAGCCUCAAUCGACCUCUGCCUGUAAAAAGCAGCGUUGGAAGCAGCACAAAUAGAUCCAAACCGUCCCACUCCUCCAGGACGCCGGCCGCAGCUGCCUCUCCCGGACUGCAACGCUCUCGCAGCGACGUGGACGUCAACGCCGCCGCCAGCGCUACGGCUCGCACCAGGAUGACCGCAGUACCGUCGUCCUCUUCUCCCUUCAGCUCGGCCUCGGCCCUCCCCCCCGGGUCCUACGCUUCUCUGGGUCGAGUUCGAACCCGCAGGACGAGUUCAGGAAACGGUCCGUCUGUGACAGACAGCCGCGGGCGGAGCCGAGGGAAGGUCGUCUCACAGUCCCAGCCCGGCAGUCGCUCAGGUUCCCCGGGUCGACUCCUGAGCUCCGGCUACGGCAGAAUCCCGAGACCGGCGAUGGGCUCGGCCGCCGCCAACAGCACCUCCGGCAGUCUGACCGACAAGAGUCGCCCCCGAGGUCACCGCAGCCAGGGCUGCAGCCGAGAGACCAGCCCCACCAGAUCAGCCAUGGCCCGGAGUCGAAUCCCCCGACCGAGCAUGAGUCAGGGCUGCAGCCGCGAAACCAGUCGCGAGAGCAGCCGCGACACCAGCCCCGCCCGGGGUUUCUCCCCCCUGGCGACUCGCCGUCACUCCCGCUCGACCAGCGCUCUGUCCUCGGCAGAGUGCUACUCAGACCGCCUGUCCCAUCAGGCUCGGAUCUCGGCCUCGGUCGACGCCAUGAGAAUCCUCAACACCGGCACCGAGGUGGAGGCGGCGGUUGCAGACGCGCUGCUCUUAGGCGACUCCAGGAGUAAGCGGAGGCCGGUGCGGCGGCGCUUCGAGUCGCCGGGCAUGUACUCGGACGACGACGCCAACAGCGACGCCUCCAGCGCCUGCUCGGAGCGCUCGUACAGCUCGCGCAACGGCGGCGUGGGGCCGCACUACCUGCGUCAGACGGAGGACGUGGCGGAGGUGCUGAACCACUGCGCCAGCGCCAACUGGUCGGAGAGGAAGGAGGGGCUGCUGGGACUGCAGAACCUCCUCAAGAGCCAGAGGAUGCUCAGCCGCGUGGAGCUGAAGAGACUCUGUGAGAUCUUCACCAGGAUGUUUGCAGACCCUCACAGUAAGAGAGUCUUCAGCAUGUUCCUGGAGACGCUGGUGGACUUCAUCGUGCUGCACAGGGACGACCUGCAGGACUGGCUCUUCGUCCUGCUCACCCAGCUGCUGAAGAAGAUGGGCGCCGACCUCCUGGGCUCCGUCCAGGCCAAAGUCCAGAAGGCUCUGGACAUCACCAGAGAGUCGUUCCCGUACGAGCAGCAGUUCAACAUCCUGAUGCGUUUCAUCGUGGAUCAGACGCAGACGCCCAACCUGAAAGUGAAGGUGGCCAUCCUGCGCUACAUCGAGGCUCUGGCUCGCCAGAUGGACCCGUCCGACUUCGUCAACUCCAGCGAGACGCGCCUCGCCGUCUCACGCAUCAUCACCUGGACCACCGAGCCCAAGAGCUCCGACGUCCGCAAGACCCUUCACAACUGGGCAGGGGAGGAGUUCUCAGGCCGACCCAGCACGGUGGCCUCUCUGCCUGGGGAGGGUAACCUGGAGGAGAGGUGCAAGCAGGCGGCCCAGGUUGUGUUGAUCGCUCUGUUUGAGUUGAACACUCCUGAGUUCACGAUGCUGCUCGGAGCUCUGCCCAAAACCUUCCAGGACGGGACGACCAAGCUGCUGCACAACCACCUGAGGAACGCCAGCGCCCACAGCGGCAUCGUCAUGGCGUCUCCCAGUAACUCGAUGGGCCGGCCUCCUCCUCGUCAGCCCGGCAGCCGCAGCAGUCCCCUGACCUCGCCCACCAACUGCUCCCACGGAGGACUCUCCCCCAGCAUGCUGGAGUACGACAGCGAGAACCUGAACUCGGAGGAGAUCUACAGUUCCCUGCGCGGCGUCACCGAGGCCAUUCAGAACUUCAGCUUCCGCAGCCAAGAGGACCUGAUGGAGCCGCUGAGGCGCGACGGCAAGAGGGACGGCACGUCCGGAUUCGGGGCGUCCUCGGACUCCGACCCCCGGCUCGGUGGCGACCCGGUGGAGGGCGGACGCACGGCUCUGGACAACAAGACGUCCGUGCUGAACACGCCUUCGCCUCGAUCCUUUGCCGGCCCGCGUUUCCGUGACUACAAUCCGUACAACUACACGGACGGCAUCAGCACGCUGGACAAAGCCGCCCUGAAGGAGGCGCUGUACGAGGACGCCGUGGAGCAGCUGAGAGACGGCCGUCGACAAGAAUGUGUGGAAAACAAGAUCCAGAACCCGAAACCCUUCCCUGCGGGACCGGCCGAGCAGCUGGAGCUGGUGGGCGAGCUGCUGAAGGAGCUGUCCCAGGGCCAGGCCGGCGAGCGGGGCCCCGAGGAGCGCCGGCACACGCUGCUGGAGCUGCUGAAGGUCGCCCGAGAGGACAGCCUGGUGGUGUGGGACGAGCACUUCAAGACCAUGCUGCUGCUGCUGCUGGAGACGCUCGGAGACAAAGACCACACCAUCCGAGCCCUGGCGCUCAGAGUCCUGAAGGAGAUCCUGAGGAACCAGGCCCCUCGCUUCAAGAACUACGCCGAGCUCACCAUCAUGAAGACGCUGGAGGCUCACAAAGACUCGCACAAGGAGGUGGUGCGGGCGGCGGAGGAGGCAGCGUCCACGCUGGCGGGGUCCAUCCCCCCGGAGCAGUGCAUCAAGGUCCUGUGUCCCAUCGUGCAGACGGCGGAUUAUCCCAUCAACCUGGCCGCCAUCAAGAUGCAGACCAGGGCCAUUGAACGCAUCACCAAGGAGCCGCUGCACCAGCUGCUGCCGGACAUCAUACCUGGACUCCUGCAGGGCUACGACAACACGGAGAGCAGCGUGAGGAAGGCCAGCGUCUUCUGCCUGGUGUCCAUCUACUCUGUGAUCGGCGAGGAGCUGAAGCCGUACCUGGCUCAGCUGACCGGCAGCAAGAUGAAGCUCCUGAACCUCUACAUCAAACGAGCCCAGACGACCACCAGCAACAGCAGCAGCUCCUCCGACAUCUCGUCCUACUGAUGCUUCCCCAGCUGAUCCCACUUCCUGGUCCUUCAGCAGCUUCUCUCCAGGACCAGGAACCCGAACCUCCUCUUCUCUCCAUCAGCUGCUGAUAGAGGUCGAGGUCGUGACGAGGAGCUGCUGUCGUCACGGCUCCGGCUUCUGGAACGUCUUCCCACCGUUUGGAUCCUUUUCAGGAUGAUUAUGUUUCUGAACGAACCUCCACGCCACCGUUAGUCCUGAGCCUUAAGACUCGUCAUCCUCACGUCACAUCACAGUGACUCUAUGAACCCAGUUUCCCUCCGUCGAGCGGACCUGACGUUGUCUCGCCUCCGUCAGGUGAGUUAAAAGAGGAGGAAGAAGAGAAAGAAUCAGUAUUUUUAUUCCUUUUACAACCUUUUAAUCCAUUUCUUUGCUUUGACACAUCAAACCUUAUAAUCGUAUAUUGAAUGUAAAGAGCUUGGAAUGAGUCUGUGUGUCUCCUCCCUCCACCGCUGCCUCGUUCUCACCGCUGGAUCAAACCCGAAGCAAUUUUUUAUGAUGAAUUUGUGAAGAAAGUGGCACAAAAGUCUUUAAAAGGCAGAAAUCAAGGGUCCACCUGAAGAUUAACGAAGAGCUUUUAUUUUGAAAUGUGGCCGACUGAGAUGUGAGAUCCACGUUUGUAUGAACUGAUCAUUUGGCGGGCCAAUGAUUUAAAAAGAAUAAUCACGUUUCAUUAGUUUGGGCCAAAAACCAGCAGAAAUAUCAGUGUUAUUAGUUUUUACUCUAGAAACUAAACUUGUGAAGGAAAGAACAACGUUAUUACGUCUGUGGAAACUUAUCAGCUUUUACUUUUUAUUUAGAAUAAUCAAUGAUAGAUUAGUGAAUCUGUAAAAUGUUUAAUUUCUCAUCUGGAUUGAAAAAUGUAAAAUUAAAACUGAUAAACUCUUCAAAUGAUAUUAUAAAUUAUAUAAUAUCUGAAUAAAACUGGGUUGAACUUUAAAUUCAAUGCAGAAAAUUGACUUCUCUCUGAAGUCUUUAUCUUUAUAUUUUUAUUUGUAAUUUAAAUAAUAAUUUGUCAUUUUUCUGAAACAAUUCAGACCUGGAAAAAAAAGGAUUUUCUUUUUCCAUUUUUCAAUCCACUUGUAGAAAAUUUAGAAAAACAAGACGACCAAAUCAAAGUAAAUUGAUUUAAUUAGAUUAAUAUAUUGUUUAGAAAAUUCAAGUGAUAAAUGAACCUAAGAAGUGAAGUGACUCUGAAUCUAAAUAUCAACUGGGACUUUAUUAUUUAAUUGAAUUAGUCUGCUGUCGAGUGGAGACUUCUGUCGUCAGAGUUUCGUUCCAAAAUACUUUAAUAUAUAUAAUUUAUACGUAGUUCUCGAGUCUCAUCAGCAUUUCGAUGAAUGAACCUGUUGUUGUUUGACUUCAAACAGACGAGUUGUUUCCUCCUGAACCGAAUGUUCGGUCACUUUAAGACUUUGACCUCUGAAAUGUGAAAAACCUGAAUCUGACAGAACGAAGGUUGAUCUGAAUAUUGAGACUGAACGAAAGAGAAGAACGAUUAUCGAGCAAUAAACUGUAAGAAAUCCAGCUCAGAUGUCGGCUGAUGUUGUUUCUGUCGCUGGUCAAUGUCCACAAGUGUCAUUAUUUCUUUUUAAAGUGUCACAUGUGAUGAAAUCCGAUGUUACUGCUGCUUCUGAAAACACUAAUGAACCUGUGCGGAAAGGUCAAAGGUCACAGGGACCAACUCACCAGCUGACACACACUCACACACUCACACGUUCAGUUUUCCUGCCGAGAAUCAGGUGAAUCUCUGGAGUGAAGCUCCAGCUGCAGACAGAUGUUCUAUCUCCAUUCUUUAGCUCCUCUGUUUGAUUCCAAAUCUAUUUUCUAUUUGUAUUUGUUUACUUUGUAGCAGCUGUUUGAAAGUUGUGUUGAAAUUAGUUUGUGCCCUCGAGGUAUCAAAUCAUUCCAUUAGUUCCACUCUAAUCCAGAUGUUUCCAGUGGCGCAGCUUCUGGUGUGGGAUCAACAUCUGGUCUGAUUCUCGGCCAGAAAGCGAAUAAUAAUAAUAAUAAUAAUAAUAAUGAAACUGUGAGUGUGGGAGGCGACGGAAGCUGUGACUGAAUAUCUCCAGGACUUCCUGCGUCUCUUCUAACACGUUAACGCUCUUUGUCUUCGCAUCACGACUGUUGAACGUUCUGCACCGGUGCCCGGCGCCGCCUCUCGGCCCGGCGCCGCCUCUCGGCCCGGAGGCGUCCGCGUCACAAACACUUUCCCUUUACUCUGGAUUGUACAGAGACGUCAAACUGAACGUGUAACGUGCGUCUGCAUGCGUCCGUCACAGGAAGCGAUGGAUGUUUCCUCCUGUGCUUCUGUCCUAGAUUCUCCUGAAUGUGGCCUUUGGCUCCAGAUCAGUUCUGGCAAUAUACCGGUUUGUUUUUCCUGUUUAAUACUAACCUGACCUAACCCUUAACUAACCUACACUAACCUACACUAACCUGACAUAACCUGAACUCACCUGAACUCACCGCUUCUCACUAAAGUGUCACUGAGGCCACGGAGCAGUGCUGUAAAUACGCUGACAUGUUUUCCAUGGAAACCACUCACCCUGCAUGUUAUUAGUUUAAUUUCAUCUAUAAGAUAUUUAUAUAUAUUCAGUUUAUUUCCCUGUGUAUGAAUGUACAUAUUUACAUGUUGGGUUCUCUCUCCUGUGACUUUGCAGAACUUGAAAUAAACAAAUGUCAGACUUCUA